This is a messenger RNA of Elephantulus edwardii (Cape elephant shrew), 2358 nucleotides long. It is a transcript of the gene JHY, whose product is annotated as chromosome unknown open reading frame, human C11orf63. Bases 1 to 2358 code for a protein of 785 amino acids. Gene Ontology annotation, biological process: brain development; axoneme assembly. NCBI's taxonomy places the organism in Eukaryota, Metazoa, Chordata, Mammalia, Macroscelidea, Macroscelididae. The transcript is spliced from 8 exons. The record is from RefSeq and is a predicted model, not a curated record.
AUGAGUCACAGUAAAGUAACGCCUAAACUCUCUGUUCAGUCUCCGAUCCUUCGCACCAAACGAAAUAUCCAGCCUACAGUUCAGCCUUCUAAGAAAGAAAGUGCACAUCUGAUUUCAAAGGACUCUUUGGAAUCUGAUUUGGAAGUUGUCCUUCGAGGGAGCAAAUCAGAAGUUGAGGGCAGAACCCAGAACGACAAUAUGGAGGCUGACAGUUUAGAGGUGGAUAGCCCUUCAGGGGAAACCCUGAGCGAGAUGGAAGAGGAAGCCAGACACAAAGUGGCCCAGAUGACCAGCACAGAAAAGCACCAGACCCAGGGCAGCAGCCCGAAUAACAGCCAGCAGUCACUACAGGACAAAUAUUCAGACCUCCGAUAUGACCCAGAUUGGAAAAAUAAGAAAGAGGAUGGGCACUUGUUGACUGUGGAAGCAUUGCCAGAGUCUCUGGAGAGCUCUACAGAAAAUUUGACUCUGCAUCCACCCUACCCUUCCAAGGAAGCCUCAGUAGAGUCCCCCAGGGGAAAUGAUGGAAAGAAGACCUCACAGAGUGAAGCCUCCUUGCUGGGUAGUGAAUUUGUAAGCCCCAGCUACGAGCAAGGUGCCCACAGCAGGCCAUUUUCAGAGCUGAGUGAGAGUGAGCAGGAGAAGUCGAGCAACCUCUCUCAAUACUUAAAGAGCUCAAGUUCACAUAACGAGGUUUUCCUGCCAGGAUCACGGGGCCGUCGGCGAAGGAAGUCCAAACAAUAUUUUGUGGAAAAAAACAAGCUGACAUUGGGGUUACCCAUUCCUAAAACAGACUCUUAUCUUCAACUUCAUAAUAAAAAGAGAGGAGAAACUCACCUAGAACAGAUCUCCUAUCCCAUCACAGUAACUGACAAAAUGCCUAUUGAGAAUGCCAAAGAGAGUGAAAACGCUGCCAUCGAUCUUGAAGACAAAUGGCAUCAGAGAGGCCAGCAGCUAAAGAAUCACCAGGAGCAGUGGGCUCAACAUGAAAACACCAGAUCAAGCAGUGUACCCAGACGUCGAUCUUCUGAAGCACUUGAUGGCCAGCCCCCUCCCAGAAGACUAGCCAAGCACAGGAUUCGAACACGGCAUAGACACCAGAAUGGUGUCACAACUUUGAUGACUGAAGAGCUGAUUGACAGCCGCGGAAACCCAGAUAAUGUGCCCAGACAACACCAAAACCACAAUAAGCCUCUAGACACUUCGAUAAAGAAUGAAACUAUUUUGAUAAUGAAUGCCGCUAACAAUGAUUUACAAGACACGCGUGCUUUGAGAAUCCAGAAUCCCAGGGUAACCACCAACAAAUUUGCUCCUCUGAGACAGGCUUUUGACAAGGUACCCUAUAAAAACACUCUUGGCUAUUACUCAGAGAUGAAUGUUAAGAAAGAAAGGGGACAUAGAGACCAAGAAGAGGAAGGUUUUUCUUAUCAGCAGCUACAAGCCAAUGCUUUUUCCAAUAAGGACUUGAACUAUGGGAAUGAACUUUUAAAGAGACAGGUGCCCCUGAGCCAUAAAGGAGGCUCUCAGCCUGUUUAUAACAUAAAUGUCAAUGGAGCAGCUGAAAAUAAGAAGCAACCCAAAUGGACUUAUCCAGAGACAAAAUAUAGGAACUUAGAAAUGUUAUGGAAAUUCCAUUCUUCCUCUGACAGUCAACCUAGCAGAGCUUCUCCAGACACUCAGCUCACUCAGCUAAUGGAUCAGCAUCAUGUAGCCUUACUGCAGUUGACGGACGUGCAGCCCAGUGAAGCAGCACCACGCAAGCAGCACCAGCAAGCCCAGUUGAAUAAUAACACCAUGUUUCCACCCAUAGGAUCAAGGGUAGAAAGUGAAUCCCAACUCAGUUCAGAAAGAAGUGAACGAAACCAAGUGAAAAUUAGUCGUAGCAAUUCUGAAGGCUAUCUGUCUCAGCUGGAAAAGGGGAAAAGACACAGGAAAAGAAGCGGCCUGAAGAGUUCCAGGCUGAAGGGUUAUCAGAAAAGAGAUGUGAAGCUUGGAGGCCUCGGACCUGACUUUGAGUCCAUCAGAGAUAAAAUGCAAAAAUUAAUACAGCAGAAGGAAUAUGCAAAACAAGUUAAGGAAUUCAAUAUGAAGACAUUAUCCAUCAUGUCAAAACCACAAACAGCAAAAACUGAGACUAAACCCGCUGUCCCUCGGCAGAAGGCUUUGGAAUAUGCUAAGACCAUCCCCAAACCCAAACAAUCAAAUUUGGCUGAGAAAGCAGCAAAGGAAACAAAAAAUUCAGCCUAUCCUGGAAAGGAAGAAAGUUUACCUGAAAUCCUGCUAUUGGAAAUGUUACAAAGCAGACAUGAAAGAGAAAAACAGGCUGUGGCUGCUUUCAAAGUCCUUCACAUUGUAUAG